CGACGUCACGCUUCGAUAACGGCGUUCAUCUCGUCCAUAGGUCGGCCUCGAGGAAUCCGCCCGGAGCGAAGCGCAGUACUUCACAUCCAACCGCCACCAUGGCGGACGAGCAAGAGCGCACGCCGCUGCUGCGAGACCCUGAAGCCGAGGAUGACUAUAGCAGGCCGCAGACGGACGACGAGCCGCCUUCGUUCUUCGAGCGCGUAGGCGCUAUAGCGUCCGAGCCGUUGACUGCCCUGAGCAAGGUCCUGCUCGUGCUCUGCCUCAUCUUCCUGCUCCUGAGCUCGGUCUUCAUUGGACUGUUUGCGGGGACGCAGACGAAGCUGAACAAGGAGCGCGACCGCCAUGACGGUCCUACUGUACCGACAUCGACUGUGUCUACGACCCUCAUCCCUGAGCCUUCUACCGUUAUAACCACCACGACUGCUUCCCCUCCUGGCCCGACGAGCCCUCCAGAAGAGUCUCGCUGCCUUACGCCUGAGUGCAUCAUGCUCUCCGCUUCGAUCCUCUCAUCGCUGGACCGGUCCCAGGACCCUUGCGAGAACUUCUAUGAGUUUGCGAACAACGGCUGGCUUGACGCCCACCCCCUUCCCGCUGACAAGGCCUCCUUCGGCACAUUCGAGGAACUCUCACAGAAGAAUCAGCAUGUCAUCCAGAAGAUCCUUGAGUCAAACUCGACCACCCUGAACUCACAAUCACCAUCCUAUGACGAGCAGAUCCUGAAGAAGAUUCGUGGCCUGUAUACUUCGUGCAUGGACGAGGACCACCUCGAUGAAGUCGGCUUGAAGCCAUUGUCGGAAUUCGUCGCGAAGCUGAAGUAUGUGUACAACAAAGGGUCGACGGACUCGCGUGUGCCGAACGAGAAGCUGGGGCUUACGGCUGCGCUGGCGUUGCUGCACUCGAGGGGUGUGAGCGCGCUGUUCGACUUUGGCAUAGAUGGAGAUGUCGGGGUAGACCCGAACCAUAUGGUCCUCUGGUUUAGUCAGUCUGGUCUCGGUUUGCCUUCCAAGGAAUACUAUGACGAAGAGUCGAUCACGGACGCUUACCGCAGCACUGUCGAACAGCUGCUUCGCACUCUACUCGACGCUGAAGACAAGGAGCGCGAAGAUCAUGAGCCUUCCAAGGUCGCUGCAAUGCCCGAGCCGACUCCUGGCCUCGUCAUCAAUGAAGACACCGAGGACAACGUCUGGCCGCCUUGGCCCUGGCCACCUUGGGGCGAUGAUGAUGAUGGCAAGGGUGACGACGACAAGGAGAAGCCCAAGAACUCGAAGGUCGCUCGCAAGCUCGCGAAGAAGGUGGUCAACUUCGAGCGCAAGCUCGCGAAGAUCAGUUUGGAUCUGGAUCUCCUGUACGGUGAUCCUAUCGGCACCUACAACCCCGCACCGAUUUCCAACCUGACCGAGGGCCUCCCCCAAAUCAACUUCCUCGAGUACUUCGCCAGCUUUGCGCCCCGCAACUUCCCCGACCAGGUCAUCAUCACCUACCCCGCAUACAUCGAGUCGCUCUCCAACUUGCUCGAAUCGACCCCUUCGGAGGUCAUUGAGGCAUAUCUGGUGGUCCGCGCGGCGCACGAGCUGUCGCCCUAUCUGGGUCGCGGGACCAAGGCGUGGCAGGCGCAGCGGGCGUUGCAGGAGACGCUGUCGGGCUUGAAGAAGGGCGCGGUGGGUGAUCGGAAGGAGUAUUGUGUACAUCAGGUUGAGGAGACGCUUGGGUUUGCGGCUGGGCGGUACUUUGCGAACGAGGUUUUCGGCGGCGACUCGAGAGAGAAGGGGACGAAGGUCAUUACGGACAUCGUCGAGGCCUUCAAGGAGUCCUUAGGCAAGAUCGACUGGAUGGAUGCGCCUUCUGCUAUUGCUGCCGCUGAGAAGGCCUCUGCCAUCCGCAUCAAAGUCGGCUAUCCCCUUUCGCCCAACACGGAGGACCCUGCGUCCAUUGCUGCCUGGUACCGCGCUGUGAAGAUUGACGAGAAUGACUUCUUCGGCAAUGUCCUCAGUGCAAGGGCCAGCGACGAGAUUCACCAGUGGCUACAGUUAGGGAAACAGCGCGACCUGGACGCAUGGGAGAUGUACCCGUCUAUGGUUAACGCCUACUUCAACCCUCCGGCGAAUGAGAUCGUCUUCCCCGCGGGUAUCCUGCAGCCUCCGUUCUUCUCGCAAGACUGGCCCGCGUACCUCGCCUACGGCGCAUUUGGCCAUGUCGCUGCUCAUGAACUUACGCACGCAUUCGACUCUUCAGGCCGCCUGUACAACCAGGAGGGCAAGCUGGAGCAAUGGUGGACCAACGAGACCAGCGAAGGGUUCGACAGGAAGCAGGAAUGCAUCGUCGAGCAAUAUUCUCAGUAUACGAUUGACGACGGCAAGGGUGGAGAGGUUCAUGUCAAUGGCAACUUAACAUCGGGGGAGAACAUCGGCGACACUGGUCUCAUUCAGGCCUUCCGCGCUUGGAAGGCGCAGUACGCAGACUCUUUCCAGUCAGGCAACGAGUUCCUGUUGCCUGGGCUUGACUUCACUCGCGAGCAACUGUUCUUCAUCGCCUUCGCGAGAAGCUGGGCGAGGUCGAUCACUCCAGCCGCUGCCGUGCAACGAAUUAGGACAGACCCGCAUAGCCCGAACGUCUGGCGCGUGCAGGGCACGGUGUUCAACAUUCCUGAGUUUGCAGAGGCGUUCAAGUGUCCGAAGAAUGCGACGCUGAACCCGCCGAUGGAGAAGCGAUGCAUAUUCUGGUCGUAGGCAGAGGCAUGGAUAUUUGACCGUACUGAUGACUGAAGUCUGUAAGAGUUGGAUAUCUAUUGAAGACACGCGAUGCUUUCUUGGUA
This is a messenger RNA of Schizophyllum commune H4-8, 2815 nucleotides long. Its product is annotated as zincin. Lineage: Eukaryota; Fungi; Basidiomycota; Agaricomycetes; Agaricales; Schizophyllaceae. The record is from RefSeq and is a predicted model, not a curated record. Gene Ontology annotation, molecular function: metalloendopeptidase activity. The transcript is spliced from 19 exons. Bases 99 to 2729 code for a protein of 876 amino acids. Gene Ontology annotation, cellular component: plasma membrane. Gene Ontology annotation, biological process: protein processing.